Paramuricea clavata is the source of this 627-nucleotide messenger RNA. NCBI's taxonomy places the organism in Eukaryota, Metazoa, Cnidaria, Anthozoa, Malacalcyonacea, Plexauridae. The record is from the annotation of a GenBank genome assembly.
AUGGCGGAAAUUACGAAGAUCGAUAAGCUAAAUGGCAAGAAUUAUCCGUCUUGGAAAUACAAUGUCAAGCUAGUUCUUAUGGAACGUGGCCUUUGGGGCUUUACACAAGAAGGCAAAGAAAUACCUCCUGACGAAAAUGCGACAAAUGCUGUAAAGAAUGCUUUCCAGUUGCGAUCAGAUAAAGCCUACUCUUUAAUUGCCUUAAACGUCGAGGAACACUUGCAAAUACACAUUUCGAGUACGACAGAUCCUUUAGUAGCAUGGACGAACUUGCAAAAAAAAUUCGAGUUUGUAUCUGUUACCCAGGUCGUGCGUUUGAAUCGUAAAUUCUAUGCAGCCACCAUGGAAGAAGGUGGAGAUCUUAUGAAACACCUGACCUAUAUGACAUCACUGGCAGAACAAAUCGCCAGGAACUGUCCACUCAACAAUAGAAAAGGUGGAAACAAAGGGGAACAUUCGAAGCUUGCGGAAGGUGGUGGAGUAGCACUGAUUUCAAGUACAGGAAAUUCAAAUGAAUGGUAUGUGGAUUCAGCUGCGACAAAGCAUAUGACAAAUCGCAAGGACCUUAUCAUCAACCCAUUUGAACUACACCCAAUACCAAACACCGGUGAAUAUUUAUUUGGGUGA